Salarias fasciatus (jewelled blenny) is the source of this 2827-nucleotide messenger RNA. RefSeq names its product tec protein tyrosine kinase (gene tec). NCBI's taxonomy places the organism in Eukaryota, Metazoa, Chordata, Actinopteri, Blenniiformes, Blenniidae. Bases 124 to 2055 code for a protein of 643 amino acids. The record is from RefSeq and is a predicted model, not a curated record. The transcript has 18 exons. Gene Ontology annotation, molecular function: protein tyrosine kinase activity; protein binding; ATP binding. Gene Ontology annotation, biological process: protein phosphorylation; intracellular signal transduction.
UUCCUGAAUCCCGCAGCCUUCUCUGUCGCCGCUCUCCGGGGGUCCAGGAGAGAAAUAACUCCAGAAAAUCAGGCGCAGUCUGAUCAAAUCCACCAAUGGGCUGAGUGUGUGGGCGGGGCCAGGAUGAGUGCCGAGCCGCUAUUGGAGGAGCGGCUGAUCAAGCGGUCGCAGCAGAAGAAGAGGAUGUCGCCUCUGAACUACAAGGAGAGGCUGUUCGUCCUCACUAAGAGCCAGCUGACGUACUACGAUGGCCGAGCCGAGAAGAAGUUCAGGAGGGGCUUGAUCGAGCUGAGCAGCAUCAGCUGUGUGGAGGUCGUCAAGGCUGGAGGGAAAAUCCCCUGUCCCUACAAAUACCCCUUCCAGGUGGUGCACGAAGCCAACAUACUGUACGUGUUCGCUCCGAGUAAUUACAGGAGGAAUGUUUGGGUCCAACGACUCAAAGAUGAGAUAAAAGAGAACCCGGGGGUCUUGGUGAAGUUCCACCCUCAGUUCUGGCAGGACGGGCUGUGGCAGUGCUGUGGUCAGGUGGACAAACAGGCGCUGGGCUGCGAGGCCUACAACCCUGCCGGAGAUGUUUCCAGAAAGCCUCUACCUCCAGUUCCUCUAGACGAGUGUAAAGAAGAGAAGGUCCCGCAGCCUCGCCCCGCCCCGCCCAUCCCCCAGUCCAGCAGGGACGAGGAGGGGCAGGUGGUCGUCGCUCUCUAUGACUUCCCCGGCACCGAGCCACACGACCUGCGUCUGGUCAGAGGUGACGAGUACGUCAUCGAGGAGAAAUGUGACAUCAACUGGUACAAAGCACGCAACAAGUACGGUGAGGAAGGCUACAUCCCGAGUAACUACGUCACGGAGAAAACAUCCGGGAACCUUGUGCAGUUUGCCUGGUUUGGGAAACAAGUCAACAGGAACAAAGCUGAGGAGCUGCUGAAGAAGGAGGAUAAAGUGGGAGCCUUCAUCGUGAGAGAGUCCAGCACUCCGGGAACCUACACCGUGUCCGUGUACACCAAGUCUGCCACAGGGAACAAUAACGCUAAGGAGGGAGCCACUCUGAUCAAACAUUACUACAUUAAGGAUACCAAAGGUUCCCCCAAACAGUUCUACCUGUCUGAGAAGCACCUGUUCAACUCCAUCCCUGAGCUCAUCGAGUACCACAAACACAACGCAGCAGGUCUCAUUACCAGGUUGAGGUACCCGGUGGGACAGGAGGAUGGAUCAGCUCCGUCCACUGCUGGAUUCAGCUAUGAAACAUGGGAGAUCAACCCCAGAGAUCUGACCUUCAUGAAGGAGCUAGGUGGUGGGCAGUUUGGUGUGGUGAGGCUCGGGAAGUGGAGGGCUCAGUACAAAGUGGCCAUCAAGACCGUCAAGGAGGGCGCCAUGCUGGAGGAGGACUUCAUCGAGGAGGCCAAAGUCAUGAUGAGACUGUCCCACCCCAACUUGGUGCAGCUGUAUGGCCUGUGCAGCCAGCAGCGUCCCAUCUACCUCGUCACAGAGUUCAUGGAGAGAGGCUGCCUCCUGAACUUCCUGUUGCAGCAGCGGGGCACCUUCAGCCUGGACUCCCUCCUCAGCAUCUGCCAGGAUGUCAGCGAAGGGAUGCAACAUCUGGAGUCCAACAACUUCAUCCACAGAGACCUGGCGGCUCGAAACUGCUUGGUGAACGACAGUCUGGUGGUGAAGGUGUCGGACUUCGGCAUGACCAGAUACGUAUUAGAUGACCAGUACACCAGCUCAUCGGGCACCAAGUUCCCCGUCAAGUGGUCUCCGCCGGAGGUCUUGAACUUCCGCAAGUAUAGCAGCAAGUCGGACGUCUGGUCGUACGGGGUCUUGAUGUGGGAGGUCUUCACUGAGGGACGAAUGCCGUUUGACAAGAAGCCCAACAGCGAGGUGGUUUCCCUCAUAUCAAUGGGCCAGCGGCUGCCCAGGCCCAAUAUGGCCACGCCCACCAUCUAUGACAUCAUGCUGCUCUGCUGGCAGGAGAAACCGGAGAAGCGGCCGUCGUUCUCUCAGCUCUGCCGAAUGAUCUGUGACGCACUGGAGGGCGAGGAACUUCCCGCCAACUGACCAAUCAGACGCUUCUGCGGAUCCCGCUCACUUGCAUCGACUAAUUUGUGGCAGCUGAACGAUUUCAAGGGUUCUAGGACGUUCUGUUCCACAUGGGAUGGACCAAACGCCACGGAUGUCUGCUCCAAUUGAUGAGAAGUUAGAACUCAUGACGAAUUCCCACCGCAACGCCAGACCUGUCAGUGACAGGACAGUGAAAACAGACGUAUUGAAUUUAAAGCUUCCCACCAAAACACCUCCUGGGAUGCUUCUUUUCUCUUUUUGUCUGAUUUAGCUAAAAUAUUUUGUGUAAUUUCCAUUGCUUUCUGCAUAUUGUUUGAAAAUGUAAUGAAUGUAAGAACAAUCUCUCAGAGGAUUUGUUCUAAAGAGAUCCAAACUGACAUGACGAUGAACUGAUCAGACUGCAUCUACGCACUUUCUUGUUUGUUGAAGUAAUUGAAUCGGGCCAAAGGGGCUCAGUCUAAUGUUGUGGGAAAUGUUUGAGAAUGUUGACGAACCUGGUGUACUUGACUGAAUCAGACCGUGGUUCUCCACAGCGCUCCGUUCUUUUAACAUUGACAAGUAUUUUUUUUUUUUUUUUUUUUAAAUGAGGAAACGUAGUCUCAACUGAAGGAUGAACUGCUUUGGUUUUGUUUUACAAGGUGAAAAGCUUUGGAAGUGGUUAUAGCUCAACAGUUCAAAUGUUAAUUUGAAAAAAAAGUGAGGAGGAAUUUUCAGGAUGACUUGGAUUUCAUGUCUUUUCAAUAAACUCCUGAUUCUCUUAUACAUCUCA